CACAGAUGUAGUUUCUUCCUUGCAUGUUCUCAUUCUUCACCAGACAAUAAUGAUCUCUGUGUGAAGAAUUUUGGGAAGACAAAAGAAAAGCAUAGUCUGGGAGUAUAUUUGAUCAUCAAUUCUUUCAAUCACUUCCCAAACAAUUGGGUUGUACUUUUCCAACCCAUCAUCUGAAAUUUUGAGUUGAGAGUAAUUAUUUGAUUGGUUUCGGGCCAUCAAAAUGGCGGCGUCUUUGGUGGGAGAUGACUUAGCUAGGCAGAGUAGCAGCCGGAGGAGCUGGCGUUCUUCCAGUGUUAGAGAAAUGUGGAACACACAGGAUGUGUUCCAGCAGAGCAGCAGGCAGCAGACGGUGAAUGAGGAGGAGGAGCUGAAGUGGGCCGCCAUAGAGCGGUUGCCAACGUAUGAUAGGAUGAAAAGGGGGAUGCUCAGACAAUAUAUGAGCAAUGGGAGGGUUGUAGCUGAAGAAGUUGAUGUUGCACACCUUGGAGAUCAUGACAAGAAACAGUUGAUGGAGAGCAUACUUAAGGUUGUUGAGGAUGACAAUGAGAGGUUCUUGAAGAGGCUCAGGGCCAGAAAUGACAGGGUUGGUAUUGACAUUCCAAAGGUUGAGGUUAGAUACCAGAAUAUAUCAAUAGAGGGAGAUGCAUAUGUUGGCACCAGAGCACUUCCAACUCUGCUAAAUUCCACCUUGAACCAACUAGAGGGACUGAUUGGAUUGAUUGGACUCUCACCCUCAAAGAAAAGAGUUGUCAAGAUACUUCAUGAUGUGAGCGGUAUUGUUAAACCAUCAAGGAUGACACUGCUUCUUGGACCUCCGUCGUCAGGAAAAACAACACUGCUAAAAGCACUUGCUGGCAAACUGGAUAGGGAUAUAAGGGUAACUGGGAAAGUGACUUACUGUGGCCAUGAAUUCAAUGAAUUUGUGCCUCAGAGAACCUCUGCUUAUAUUAGCCAGCAUGAUCUUCAUUAUGGUGAGAUGACAGUUCGUGAAACGUUGGAUUUCUCUGGACGUUGCCUGGGAGUUGGAACAAGGUAUGAUAUGCUAGUAGAGAUGUCUAGACGAGAGAAAGAUUCAGGUGUCAAACCAGAUCCCGAAAUCGAUGCAUUCAUGAAAGCCACAUCUAUGUCGGGCAAGGAAACCAGUUUGAUCACAGAUUAUGUUCUUAAGAUACUUGGAUUAGACAUCUGUGCUGAUAUAAUGGUGGGUGAUGGCAUGAGAAGGGGUAUAUCUGGUGGACAAAAGAAACGUGUAACUACAGGAGAAAUGUUGGUUGGACCAGCGAAAGCUUUUUUCAUGGAUGAAAUAUCAACGGGGCUGGACAGUUCCACAACCUUUCAAAUUGUCAAGUUCAUGAGGCAGAUGGUUCAUAUUCUGGAUGUGACAAUGGUCAUCUCUCUCUUGCAGCCUGCACCGGAGACGUAUGAUCUUUUUGAUGACAUUAUCCUUAUUUCUGAGGGUCAGAUUGUGUACCAAGGUCCACGUGAGAAUGUGCUUGAAUUCUUCGAAUAUAUGGGGUUCAGAUGCCCUGAAAGGAAAGGUGUUGCAGAUUUCUUGCAAGAAGUGACCUCAAAGAAGGACCAAGAACAAUACUGGUAUAAGAAGGACCAAGCAUACAGAUAUGUCUCAGUGCCUGACUUUGUACAGGCUUUCAAAUCAUUUCAUGUUGGCCAACGACUUUUGGAAGACCUAAGAGUUCCAUAUGAUAAAAGAGCAGCCCAUCCUGCUGCCUUGGUGAAGGAAAAGUAUGGAAUAUCGAAUAUGGAACUCUUCAAGGCAUGCUUUGCAAGAGAAUGGCUGCUGAUGCAGCGUAACUCUUUUGUAUACAUAUUCAAAACUACCCAGAUUACAAUUAUGGCAACAAUUGCUUUCACGGUAUUCUUAAGGACAACAAUGAAAUACGGGGAACAAGAGGAUUCGGCAAGGUUUUGGGGAGCACUGUUUUUCAGUCUCAUCAACGUCAUGUUUAAUGGAGUGGCAGAGCUUUCAAUGACAGUUUUCCGGCUUCCUGUGUUCUUUAGGCAGAGGGAUGCCUUGUUCUAUCCUGGGUGGGCUUUUGGCUUGCCCAUUUGGAUAACCAGAAUUCCCAUUUCGCUGAUGGAAUCUUUUUUAUGGACAGCCAUAACAUAUUACACCAUAGGAUUUGCACCUGCUCCUAGUAGGUUCUUCAAACAGUUCUUGGCUUUCUUUGGUAUACAUCAGAUGGCAGUCUCCCUCUUCCGUUUCAUUGCUGGCCUUGGUAGAAGUGAGGUUGUUUCGGGCACAAUCGGUUCCUUUUCACUGCUGUUGGUUUUUAUUCUAGGAGGUUACAUUGUUGCUAAAGAUGAUAUUGAACCAUGGAUGAUAUGGGGAUACUAUGUUUCACCUAUGAUGUAUGGACAAAAUGCAAUUGCUAUCAAUGAAUUUCUUGACGACAGAUGGAGCACUCCUAUCAGUAAUGCCCGUAUGCCCACUGUGGGAAAGACCCUUCUCAAGGAGAGAGGCCUGUAUACAGAGGAAUAUUGGUAUUGGAUUUGUAUUGGGGCACUCUUCGCGUUUUCAGUUCUUUUUAAUGUUCUUUUCAUUGCAUCACUCACCUUCUUAAACCCUCUUGGCGAAACCAAAACUCUGAUCGAGAAUGAUGACUCUGAAACAAAGAGGAAACAGAAAUUGUCCAAUUCAGAAGGUAUUGAUAUGCAAGUUCGAAAUGCUCAAGGAAGUACUAGUUCAAAUGUUAAUGUUGCAAGCGGUCAAGCCAAACGAGGAAUGGUUAUGCCCUUCCAGCCCCUUUCACUUGCUUUCAACCAUGUCAAUUACUAUGUGGAUAUGCCUGUGGAAAUGAAGAGCGAAGGGAUUGAAGAGACUCGACUGCAACUACUUCGAGAUGUUAGUGGUGCAUUUAGGCCGGGUAUUCUGACUGCAUUGGUUGGUGUUAGUGGUGCUGGAAAAACCACCUUGAUGGAUGUCUUAGCUGGAAGAAAGACUGGCGGGUACAUUGAAGGAAGUAUUAGUAUCUCUGGAUACCCAAAGAACCAAGCCACAUUUACUCGGGUCAGCGGUUACUGUGAACAGAAUGACAUUCAUUCACCAUAUGUUACUGUUUAUGAAUCUCUCGUAUACUCUGCCUGGCUGCGUCUUUCGAGGGAUGCUACGAAGGAUAAACGAAAGAUGUUUGUUGAUGAGGUUAUGGAUUUGGUCGAGCUUAAUCCGUUGAGGAAUUCUUUAGUUGGACUGCCAGGAGUUGAUGGACUUUCAACUGAGCAGAGAAAGAGGCUCACUAUUGCUGUAGAGUUGGUUGCAAAUCCAUCCAUCAUCUUUAUGGAUGAGCCAACAUCAGGUCUUGAUGCUAGAGCAGCCGCUAUUGUUAUGCGUGCUGUAAGAAACACAGUCGAUACAGGACGAACUGUUGUAUGCACAAUUCACCAACCGAGUAUUGACAUUUUUGAAGCUUUUGAUGAGCUUUUCUUAAUGAAAAGAGGAGGACAGGUGAUUUAUGCUGGACCUCUUGGUCAUCAGUCUCAUGAGCUUGUUGAAUACUUUGAGGCUAUCCCUGGAGUUCCCAAGAUCAAAGAAGGCUACAAUCCUGCUACCUGGAUGUUAGACGUCAGCUCUGCUGCAGUUGAGGCUCAAAAUAAUAUUGACUUUGCAGAAAUAUAUGCAAACUCUGAGCUCUACAGGAGAAAUGAGGAACUUAUCAAGGAACUAAGCAUUCCACUACCAGGCUCCAAUGACCUUCACUUUCCCACCCAGUUUUCUCAAAGCUUCAUAGUUCAAUGCAAGGCUUGCUUUUGGAAACAACACUGGUCAUACUGGAGAAACUCGCGAUACAAUGCCAUUAGGUUUUUCAUGACGGCUGUCAUUGGCAUAAUCUUUGGUGUAAUCUUCUGGAGCAAAGGAGACUCGCUACAUAAACAACAAGACCUGAUCAAUCUUUUGGGAGCUACCUAUUCUGCUGUUCUUUUCCUUGGAGCUGGCAAUGCUUCUGCUGUGCAAUCCGUGAUUGCAAUUGAGAGAACAGUUUUCUACCGUGAAAGAGCAGCGGGAAUGUAUUCAGAGUUGCCUUAUGCAUUUGCUCAGGUGGCUAUUGAGACAAUUUACGUUGCAAUCCAAACCUUUAUGUACUCGUGUAUUCUGUAUUCUAUGAUUGGGUACACUUGGAAGGUAGAAAAGUUUUUGUACUUCUACUACUUCGUAUUCAUGUGCUUUACCUACUUCACGAUGAACGGAAUGAUGAUGGUUGCACUAACUCCUAACCAUCAAAUUGCUGCAAUCGUUUCGUCUUUCUUCACGAACUUCUGGAACUUGUUCUCUGGUUUCCUCAUUGCCCGGCCGCUAAUCCCAGUGUGGUGGAGGUGGUACUACUGGGGGUCUCCAAUUGCUUGGACAAUUUAUGGCAUCAUGGCAUCUCAAUUUGGUGACAUUAAGACCUUUAUUGAUACUCCUGAAGGAUCUCAGAGAGUGGAUCUAUACCUUAAGAAAAAUCUAGGUUAUGAACAUGACUUUGUAGUACCUGUGUUCUUCGCUCAUAUAGGUUGGGUCCUGCUCUUCUUCUUUGUCUUUGCCUAUGGUAUCAAGUUCCUUAACUUCCAAAAGAGAUAAACAACUUCACUCUGCAGCUGAGCCGAGUAACCUUCAGGAUGUCAAAUACAUUUUUCAGGGUAAAAUUAGCGUAGUAGUGAGUCAGAGAGAAGAAAUCUCAUCGCUACUCUUUUUGUCUUUUUUAUAUAUACAUUUUGUAGUUUGAUUGGCUUGGACAGCUUUUCCCUAUUAAUUUGUAUAAUCAAUUUUAUUCUUCAAUAUCUAAUAAAAAGCCUUGUGAUUUGUUCUUUUUAA
Prunus persica (peach) is the source of this 4810-nucleotide messenger RNA. Its product is annotated as pleiotropic drug resistance protein 2. The record is from RefSeq and is a predicted model, not a curated record. Gene Ontology annotation, molecular function: ABC-type transporter activity; ATP hydrolysis activity; ATP binding. NCBI's taxonomy places the organism in Eukaryota, Viridiplantae, Streptophyta, Magnoliopsida, Rosales, Rosaceae. Gene Ontology annotation, cellular component: membrane. The coding region runs from base 221 to 4576 and encodes 1451 amino acids. The transcript is spliced from 20 exons.